Messenger RNA from Archocentrus centrarchus (flier cichlid), 1321 nucleotides. RefSeq names its product claudin 15a (gene cldn15a). The record is from RefSeq and is a predicted model, not a curated record. Gene Ontology annotation, cellular component: bicellular tight junction; membrane. Gene Ontology annotation, molecular function: structural molecule activity. The transcript is spliced from 5 exons. Lineage: Eukaryota; Metazoa; Chordata; Actinopteri; Cichliformes; Cichlidae. The coding region runs from base 141 to 806 and encodes 221 amino acids.
AGCUGACACACAUCAAACACACACACACACACACACACACUCACCAGAAUCAGAUGUUUUGACCUUCAUGAAAACUUUAUUGAUUUCAAAAACGGAGAUCUGGAUACACUUGUGACUGACUGCCGGGCCGAGGAGAAGUCAUGGAUCCGAUUGUGGAAGUGGUGGCUGUGAUUUUGGGGUUCAUUGGUUGGGUGAUGGUGGGGGUUACUCUGCCAAACCGAUACUGGAGGACCUCCACUGUUGAUGGAAACGUCAUCACCACCUCGACAAUCUAUGAAAACCUGUGGAUGUCCUGCGCGACAGAUUCGACCGGGGUGCACAACUGCAGGGAGUUCCCUUCACUGCUCGCUUUGAAUGGUUACAUCCAAGCGUCUCGUGCCUUGAUGAUUUCCUCGAUAGUGUUCGGCUCAUUUGGACUGGUGGCCGCGCUCAUCGGGAUACAGUGUUCCAAAGCAGGAGGAGAAAACUAUGUUCUCAAAGGGAGGAUCGCAGGCACUGCUGGAGUACUUUUUAUACUCCAAGGUUUGUGCACUAUGGUUGCAGUGUCCUGGUAUGCUUUCAAUAUCACUCAGGAUUUCUUUGACCCCUUCUAUCCUGGCAUUAGGUAUGAAAUAGGAGAAGGGCUUUACAUCGGCUGGUGCUCUGCUGUGCUCGCCAUCGCUGGAGGAGUCUGUCUCACCUGCUCCUGCAAAAUGGCCUCAGAGGAAAAAUACCCUUUGCCUCACACCAGAGGAACUGUAUACUCUGGACCAGCACCAAGCAGAAGCGUGGCCGCCAGCACUUACGGAAGAAAUGCUUACGUCUGAGCAGGAAAGGGAAACCGAGCUUUGUGGACUUUUUCAUCACCUCACUUUUUGCUGGUGUAUCUAACACAUCGUGCCAUUCAAUUUUUUUUUGUUUUUUUUUUACACUGAAGCUUUUUUGUCCGUGACUGUGGAAACCUUCGCAGUGCGUCAGAUGUUCACUGAUAGGAGUAUCUCAGCACCGCUGUGCUGUACAUAACCACAGUUUCAAAAUGUGUGUUCUGUACUAAUAACACUGAUACAAUGAUUGCAUUGAUACUGUAAAAGCUGUACAAAGCUAAGCUAUCCAUCACUGCACAAACUUACUGUGCGCUCUCAAUGAUUAUAUUUAUAUUUCACUGAUAUUGUCCCUUAUUUUCAAAUGAAUUCAAUCAUGUGAUCUGACAUUUGUAAGGGGAAGGUCAAACGCGUGAUUAUUCGGAUGUGUCGUUUUGUACAGUUUUGUAGGCGAUACUUGCAAGAGAGGCUCAAGGACAGGUUAUCUUUGUUUUGACUGUAUUUUACCUUUUUUUUUUUUU